Molecule: messenger RNA, 738 nt
Organism: Castor canadensis (American beaver)
Lineage: Eukaryota; Metazoa; Chordata; Mammalia; Rodentia; Castoridae
Source: RefSeq, a predicted model, not a curated record
AUGAGCUGGCCACUGUGCCAAAUACUUUGAAUAAAUUAUUUGGUCCUCAAAACACCUCCAUUUCUCAAGGGAAAAAACCUGAGGUUCAGAAAGGUUAGGUAACUCACUCAAGGUUCCAUCAGCUAGUUAGUUUAGCCAGGAGACUGGGGUGGAGCACAGACAGGCUGACUGUGCUCUAGCCCUUCCUGGCUAAUGCAGGCGGGAGGGUUUCUGGCUGGUUGGUGGUGCUAAGGGAAAGAAAGCAAGCAAUGCAGGGAUGUCCUGGCUGCGGGAGCCCUUCUAAGAAGCUCUUGUGUUUGUUUUGCAGACUCAACCACAGGAAUUAUCUCUUGGAGUCUCCCCACAAGUUCAGUGUUACUGACCUCCAGCAGAUCGCAGAGGGGGUGUACGAAGGGUUCCUCAAGGCCCUGAUCGAGUUCGCCUCGCAGCACGUCUACCACUGCAACCUGUGCACCCAGCGGGGCUUCAUCUGCCAGAUCUGCCACCACCAUGACAUUAUCUUCCCCUUUGAGUUUGAUACCACUGUCAGGUGUGCAGAGUGCAAGACCGCCUUCCACCAGAGCUGCCAGGAGGUGGUGAGAAAGGGCUGCCCUCGCUGUGCCCGUCGGCGCAAGUACCAGGAACACAGCAUUCUCACCUAGCCCCAAUGUCUGACCCACCCGAGGCCAGGGGAGCUGCAGCUCAGUCAUCCCAGAUGGCCUUGUUGACAGCCAGGCUCCUCUGUCUCUCCAGUGAGGA